UCCGAAUUCAUUCAUGGUGAUCAUUGACGGCCUCGACGAGCGCUUUACGCCGCAAAACGCUCACGUUCGUCGCAAAAAAUUUUGUGUGAACGCGCCAAAAUCUGCGGGUAGGAGCGCGACAAUCAUGACGUAGAAUGUCAACCGCCGUACCUGUUUGAAACAGGUCCGAGACGAGCCAGUCCGGUCAAAUAGAAUACAAAUGUUUACGCCAAAAAGUGUGACCUAGUGAUCCUGCCGAGGAGAAGGAGAGGAAGAUAUAGAGGAUAAAGAGACUCGAAAUUCCUCUGCAAAAGGAAGGAGAGAAAGGGCACGAUGCGGGGGCACAGGAAGAGGGCAGCAUGCCCCGAAGUUUUUUAUUCUACGUUAUAGGGGAUCGGUGACCUCCUCGGCGUGGGACGUCUCGAUCGGCAGAAGGGUCUUUAGAGAUCGUCAUCACAAGCAGCACUGCCAGAGCUUUUCGUGAUGGCGGACGAUAAGGAGACACAGACCAUUUUACAAAAACUGCUGUUUUACACGACUGCGUUCUUCAUCCUCCUCGGCACCUUCAGCCUCUUCGCCUUCCUCUUCUUGGUCCCCUUCGUCAUCGACCCCGCUUUCACAACGAUCUUCAUGGAAUUUGAUACACGACCGGCAAAAUGUGUCACUAUCGACGUCGAGUCUCGAAAAGGUGACGAAUCAACCACCAAUUCAUGUUGUCCAGUGGGAAAUGUACGAUUGGCCCAAUAUUGGGCCAACACACUGUACGGCGAAACGAGAUAAGUGAAAUCUUACCUAUUG
Belonocnema kinseyi is the source of this 777-nucleotide messenger RNA. RefSeq names its product protein tipE-like. The transcript is spliced from 2 exons. Bases 463 to 759 code for a protein of 98 amino acids. Gene Ontology annotation, biological process: regulation of sodium ion transport. Gene Ontology annotation, molecular function: sodium channel regulator activity. The record is from RefSeq and is a predicted model, not a curated record. Lineage: Eukaryota; Metazoa; Arthropoda; Insecta; Hymenoptera; Cynipidae.